UCACCUUAGCAAAAAACAAGCUGAUAUUAAAGAAAAGGCUAUGAUUAAUGAGCUCUUCUUCUCGCGAGCUAAUAUAACCGACAAACGAUAUAUAGACACUGAAUAUCCAGCGUGCUGUCCCCACAAAUUGCAUCUUCAGUUGUUGGCAGGCUGGGAACUCAACAGCGUCCACCAUGAAACUUUUGCUUGUCAUAACCUUGGUACUGGGAAUCAUGAAGUGUCAGGAAGUGCUCUGCUGUGGCGGUGGUGGGGACUCUGGUCAGGGCGGUGGCGGUGGCCCUGGGGGAGGCGGAGGAGGUGGUGGCGGUGGCGAUAGAGGAGAUGCUGACGAUGGUGGUGGAGGAGGCGGCGGCGGCGGUGGUGGUGACGGUGGAGAUGGUGGCCCUGGUGGUGGUGGAGGCGGUGGAGGUGGAGGUGGCGAUGGUGGUGAUGCUGGUGAUGCUGGUGAUGGUGGUGGCGGAGGCGGAGGCGGUUGCGGUGCUGAUGGUGCUGACGCUGGCGAACCUCCUGCUCCUAGCGGUGGCGGAGGCGGCGGAGGUGGUGGGGGUGGAAGUCCAGGUCGUCCUGGUGCUCCUGGACGUCCCGGUUGUGGCGGAGGCGGUGGUGGUGGCGGCGGUGGCGCUGGCGGUGGUGAUGGUGGGGAUGGAGGCCGUUAACCUCGUCUACCCACUGAUGGAAAGUGCAAGAGUGCAAAACUCGAGACUUUACUUUUUUUCGUUAAACAGACAAGUAACGCUGUUAAAAGAAUU
Orbicella faveolata is the source of this 749-nucleotide messenger RNA. RefSeq lists its product as uncharacterized. The record is from RefSeq and is a predicted model, not a curated record. NCBI's taxonomy places the organism in Eukaryota, Metazoa, Cnidaria, Anthozoa, Scleractinia, Merulinidae.